This is a messenger RNA of Ostrinia nubilalis (European corn borer), 1973 nucleotides long. RefSeq names its product transcription factor EB (gene Mitf). Gene Ontology annotation, molecular function: RNA polymerase II cis-regulatory region sequence-specific DNA binding; protein dimerization activity; DNA-binding transcription factor activity, RNA polymerase II-specific. Gene Ontology annotation, cellular component: nucleus. Bases 177 to 1973 code for a protein of 598 amino acids. Gene Ontology annotation, biological process: regulation of transcription by RNA polymerase II. Lineage: Eukaryota; Metazoa; Arthropoda; Insecta; Lepidoptera; Crambidae. The record is from RefSeq and is a predicted model, not a curated record. The transcript is spliced from 12 exons.
UAUCAUUAUCUACGUAUGUAUAGUCAACAAAAGCAACAAGUAGACAGCUGGGAGGAUGGAUGCUGUCGAGUUAUUUAUCGUGUUUUCGUUAUUAUAGUUUAGAUGUAUUGUUUAUAAUGGUUUUCUGAUAGAUACGUUUGUUGUGGAAAAGUUUGUGUUUGUGUUUCCGUUCAAAAAUGGAUGAAUCCGGGAUCGACAUGGGCUAUGAUCUCGCCUCUCUUCUGACGAACGAUUUUAAUGUUGAUCAGAAGAUCUUGGAUGAGAUGGCGGCAGCGCAGGAGCACCAGGACUUCAUGUUCUACGAGCUGAAGUCGAAAGCAGUGCCGAUCACAGAAAGUCCACCGACGUUCAAAACGCUGACGCCGACGUCGCGCACGCAGCUGAAGCAGCAGUUAAUGCGAGAGCAUGCGCAAGAGCAACUGCGCAGGGAAUCCUUACAGGCACAGCAAUCAGGCCAAUCCAAAGACAAUGAGGAGAAGAAGAAGUCCUCACCCGCGGAGGUGCCGCGCAUCGCGCCUAAUGUGGAACUACCUCCACAGGUUCUUCAGGUCCGAACCGUUCUGGAAAACCCCACCAGGUAUCACGUGAUCCAGAAGCAGAAGAGCCAGGUCCGACAGUACCUCAGUGAAUCCUUCCAACCACAAACACAGGUGUCGCCGUCGCCACGCAGUGCGCCCGCGCAGUCGGCGCCGGAGCUGGGGCGCCGCGCCGCGUCCCCCGACCGCGCCUCCACCUCCUCGCUGCUCAGCCCCGGGCUCUGCUCUGUGGGCACCACCAACUCAGAGGCUGAUGAGUUCCUAGAGGACAUCCUAUCCCUGGACGGCGGCGCGGGCCCUCUCUCGUCAUCGGGUCCUCCAUCCACGGCCAGCUCGGUCGCCGGGGACUGCGCCCUGCUGUCCGAUGCCGACAUGCACGCCUUAGCAAAAGACCGGCAGAAGAAGGACAAUCAUAAUAUGAUUGAACGACGACGCCGGUUCAACAUUAACGACCGCAUCAAGGAGUUAGGGACGCUCCUGCCGAAGACCAACGAUCCCUUCUAUGACGUCAUCCGUGACGUGCGACCCAACAAAGGCACGAUCCUCAAGAGCAGUGUAGAUUACAUCAAGUGCUUGCGAGAUGAAGUCAACAGGCUCAAGCAGAGCGAGCAGAGAAGAAAGCAGAUAGAGCUGCAUAAUAGGAAGCUGAUGCUGAGGAUACAGGAAUUAGAACGUCUAGCCAAACUGCACGGACUGCCGGUGUCGAGUAGCGACAGCGGCGGCUGGGCGUCGCCGCACACCGACGACUCCGGCGUCGAUACCGCGAGCAGCUCAGAGCCACACGCGUCGCCUGCGCACGCCUCCACCCCUGAGGUGAUCCUGCCCAAGACGGAGCCGGCGCCGCUGAUGGAGCUGGGUGAGCCGCCGCCCGAUCUGCUGCGGGACAUGCCGCCCGGGGAGUGCCUGUCCGCGCUCGACGCAUUAGAUGGGCUGAAGCUGGGCUCGUGUUCUCCACUCAGCCGCGACGAGGGCCUGUCGCUGGGCUGCCUGGAGCCCGACCUGUGCCUGGAGCCCGUGCCCGAUAACCUCUUCAGCCAUAAAGACAUUAAGAUGCGGCUGUCGCCUUCGCCAGGGCUCCUGGGCGGCAGCGAGAGCGACGCCGUGCUCAACCUCGCGCAGAUCGAAGACCUCAUGGACGACGACUCGCACAACCCCGUCACGCAGGGUGACCCCAUGCUGUGUUCAUCCCCGACCUCCCAGCUGUGCCUCAGCGACGUGGUAGCAGACGCUGCCGACCGCUCCAUGGCCAUGCUGCAUGACGAGGCUUCUUACAGCACGCACGCGCCAGGUAAUAUUGUCAUCAUCGUCUUCAUCAUCAUCAUCAUCAUCAUUAUCAUCUCCCAGCUGUGCCUCAGCGACGUGGUAGCAGACGCUGCCGACCGCUCCAUGGCCAUGCUGCACGACGAGGCUUCUUACAGCACGCACGCGCCAGGUUAA